GCCACGGAGACCUGCCGGCGAAGGACGCUUCUGUUUCGCAGGCAUGGCCGACUCUGUCCUCGUCCUGAGGGCGAUACGCGGAAAUGCAAAAUCCUUGAACUUAAAUGGGAAGAAGCUAAAACAAGUCCCCGUGUCGCUUGAGAAACUAACUUCUCUGUUAAGUCUACAGCUGAAAAAUAACAAUAUAGCGACGUUACCCGUGGAAAUGAAGGCCCUGAACAAUCUGACAGAGCUCAACAUUGGGAAUAACAUCUUAGAAGAAGUGCCAGAAGUGUUGAAAGAACUUAAAGCUCUAAAAAAAUUGCACUUAUUUGGAAAUAGAAUCCAAGAAAUACAUCCCAGUUUAUAUGAAAAUCUGACAAACUUAGCCCUGCUGAAUCUAAACAACAAUAUGAUUCAAGUUAUUGCACCAGAAAUUGAAAGAUUAUCCAACCUUGAAUUCCUUGGUUUAAGAAAUAAUAAGAUAGAGAACAUUCCUGUUGAACUUUGCUCACUGAGCAAACUUUCUGAACUCCAUCUUACCAGUAACAAACUGACCACCAUUCCUCAGGAGCUGAGACUUUUAACAAACCUGACCCAGCUUCACUUGGCACGGAAUCAAAUCUCAGAAUUACCAGAGAGUUUAUACAAAUUAAGAAAAUUAAGAAUUCUAGAUGUGGCUGGGAAUCUGCUCAAAGUUUUUCCAGUUAAUUUUAAUGAACUGAUGCUUGAAGAGUUAUAUUGUGAAGACAAUCCUUUCCUUCAAAAAGAACCUGUUGAAUCAAUCCAACAAGAGGAAGUCCUAUCUCUUAAGGAGAUUGCUGCAAGGUUUGUUAUGAAGGAACUGAGAAACCGGCAGUCCUGCAUUCGAGAUUUAAUUGCACAGUACCCACUGGUGAAAUCUUUGCUUUCGCAAGGAGGUCGAUGUGCUCUGUGUGGUCAAGGAUUUCUGAACAUUUGGCUUGAAUGUGUAAAGUUUGAAAAUCUGAAAAAGAAUUUUGUGGCUCUUAGUCGUAACCACGUCAUACCUGUCAGAGUGCUUCUUUGCUCUUAUAACUGCUUUAACCAGCAGGGCCAUGGCUAUUACGGAGUUGCAUUACUAUAGAAAGAAAAUGCAUUCGGUGUCUGGCAUUUAUGUGACGCAGCUUGCUGACCAUCGGACAAGAGAUGUUUAAUGCACACUAAAAGGCCCUGGGGUGUUCACAUGAGCCUUAUUUUAUGAAACAGUUCAGGAUGUUUAAAGAGUUUGUAGUCUAGUCGUUAGUCUUGUUCCAGUCCAAAGCUGAUAGUUCCCAUGAAACAUUGUAAAGAUGUGCUGCAUCAAAAGUGAUGGGAGAGUAUUUUAAAUGAAUCAGGUAGGGUGGAGGAGAGAUGCAGCUAAACAUAAUCUGUACACAAAAAGGAAUGAUGCUGAUUGUCUGCCAUUUAUGCUUCUAAGGUACUGCAGCAGCCAACGCAAAAUGAGUCUCUUUUUGUAAUUCUUAAAGUAUUUUUUAUGUUAAAGAUAGAAUGUUUUCUUUAUUAAUAUUGUAAAAAUGCUCAGUAUCAGCCAUUUACUUUUAUGUUUGCAUUAGCUAUUUAGAUACUCAAAUACAAAGAAUGGAUGAUAUAUUAUAUAGUCAAGAAUUUUUAAACAAAUAUGUUAAUUUAUUGGCACUGGUGUUUUACAGUUAAAUAGAAAAGUUAAAAAAAAAUAUAUAGACAAUUUUUUCCAAGAUAUACAUAACUUGCAUUCUGAUCCUGAGCUUUUUAAUUCAGAAAUGUGUGAACUCAUUCACAGGUAAUACGUGUUUAUUGAUUCAAAGUUUUGUUCUCGCUUGUGACAAAUCUGUGCUUCGGAUCUCUUGUUUUUAUUUCCUGUGUAUUCUGUAAUUCUCAGGCAUCAAGGCACUGUAUUAGCGGUACACAGUGUUUAAAUUUGUCACACUUGCUAAGUUACUGGAAGAAGAUGUACUACACAGUCACAGGAUAUUACUUCAGACCCUUCGAAGGCCAUGUAAUAACACACUACAGUAUGAAAAGGGUGAUUGCUGGUACAGUAUUGAUACAGACAUAUUAAUUACAGUUCAGUUCAAUGAAAUUUUAUUACUGGUAGUGCACAUCUGGUUGUUGGCAUUAAUAAAUCGCGUGACUAAAGUUCAAUUAUACAGCAGCGUUGUGGUGUCAGUUCCUACACAUGGGGAUUGAGAAAGGGUAUAGCCCAAAGUCUCAAUGUAUUCCAUUAAA
Messenger RNA from Erpetoichthys calabaricus (reedfish), 2205 nucleotides. RefSeq names its product leucine rich repeat containing 69 (gene lrrc69). The transcript has 9 exons. Gene Ontology annotation, molecular function: protein binding. NCBI's taxonomy places the organism in Eukaryota, Metazoa, Chordata, Cladistia, Polypteriformes, Polypteridae. The record is from RefSeq and is a predicted model, not a curated record. Bases 44 to 1084 code for a protein of 346 amino acids.